GUAACGGCCGAGAGCCCCGUCGACAUUGCUCGUGACAAUCGCGAGAGGAAGGAUCCUUGCGCUAAGCGCGCGGCGGUCGCCUUCCAGAUCGUUCUUCGUUACCAGCGCCGAGCAGCAGCACCGGCAACCGCAGCCCAGCCCGAAGAUGCCGCCGCCAACCUUCAACCCCACCACCGGCAUAGAUGGCCCCCUCGUCGGGUCGCGGUCCAUGCGCGCCGUGCCCCUGCUGUGGUGCCGACAGCUGUACAUCAUCCUCUGGAAGAACGUGUACGUGAAGCGGAUCAGCCGCCACUACCUGACCACGGUGCUCGAGGUGGCGCUCAUGGUGACGCUGCUGCUGGGCAUCCAGGAGGACUCGGUGGUCCGGGAGCCCAUGGUGCGCCGAGGGGACACCGUGUUCAACCCGAUCAAGACCGACGCCUUCUGGAACACGCAGCGGGACGUUGCCCACAUAGACACGGUGUAUUUCGCGCCGAAGAGCAAGUACCUCUCGGCGCUGACGCGCUCGGCUUUCGGCGCGCUCCGCGUGAGCAAGGUGAUCGAGGUGCCGACGGAGCAGCAGCUGAUCGAGCGCGCCCGCGAGGACGCCAACUACGCCAACGGCACGCUGCCGGCCACCAGCGUGCUCCUCUUGUACACCAACCACGCGGGCGCGAACGACACGGUGGUGCCCGUGAGCCUGCACGUGCGCAUGUACGCCGGACGCCUGCCGUUCGACCUGCAGGUCCUAUAUCAGCAGAGGCUCAUCUCACAGCCCGAGGGACCCGUGGCCGAGGAACGGUUCCCCGAGAUGAACACCAUGCUGCCGGUGAUGGCAGCACUGCAGCAGCGCCACCUGGAGUUGCAGGCUGAGCGUUUCGGCUACGAGCACACCGUGAAGCCGCUGAAGCUGCAGCGCUUUCCUUUUCCGAGCUACCUCGAAUACAAGGACACCAAGAACUACGCGCUGGUGCUCACCCGGUUCUGCAUCGGCAUGCUCAUCCCCUUCUCCUUCUUCGUCGCUCGACUCAGCGACGAGAAGGCGACCGGCAUGAAGGAGAUGCUUCGGGUGAUGGGGCUGAGCGACUGGGUGUACUGGGUGAGCCACUACCUGAGCGGCUUCUUCAUGCACCUGAUCACCGUCACCCUCAUGAUGCUCUUCGUGAGCGUCAAGAGGAACGAGGAAGACCGCUCGUUCAUCCAGUUCAGCGACCCGCUUCUGCUCUUCACCAUUCUCAUGUGCUUCUGCAGCAACUGCCAGAUGCACGCCAUACUGAUCUCCAUGUUCUUCACCAGCUCCCAGUACGCCAUCGCCGGAGCCAUGCUGUACUGGACUUUCAGCUGCGUGAUGCCCUUCCUCACGCUGGAACAGGCUGGCGGCCAAGGCUACUACUAUAUACAACGCAAGCACAAGCUGUGGACAUCAAUCUUCCCCGGCAUGAGCCUCCACUGGAGCUUCCGCGUCCUGGAGCGCUUCGAGAAGUUCGUCCCCAACGGGGCAAACUGGAGCAACUUCUACGACCGUUCCGCGACGCCGGACAACAUCACGUUGGCCGAGCUCCUGUUCGUGGGCCUCAUGUGCGACUGCACCAUCAUCUUCCUGGUGUGGUACUUGGACAACGCUCUGCACGUGGGCCCCGGCAUCUCGAAGCCGUAUCUAUUUCCCUUUCAGAGCAUCUACUGGAUUCCGAGGAUGUCUGAGCUGCGAGCGCCACCCAAGUCGGUCGACGAACAGGUGAACUUCGAGCCAGAGCCGACGAACCAGCUGGUCGCGAUCGAAAUCAUCAACGCCAGCAAGGAUUACGAUGGUGUGGUGGCCGUGCAAGACGUCUCCAUGCGCGUCUUCGAGAACCAGAUCACCGUGCUUCUCGGACACAACGGCGCAGGGAAAACAACUCUGCUCAACAUGAUCACCGGCUUCUUGGACUCAAGCUCUGGCGUCGUGCUUGUGGGUGGCUACGACGUCAAGACCUGCACAAGGGAUGCGCGCGACAGCAUCGGAUACUGCGCGCAGUACAACAUCCUCAUCGACGACCUGAGCGUCGAGGAACAUCUGAUGUACUUCGCUAUCAUCAAGGGCGUUCGUCUAGAGAAGGCGCGCAGCGAGGUGCGCAACCUCCUGCAUGACGUGGCCCUCCUGGACCAACGCGCGACGCUCGCCGUGGACCUAUCACUGGGGCAACAACGACGGCUUUGCACCGCAAUGGCCAUCAUAGCCACGCCGAAGGUGAUCAUACUCGACGAGCCGACGGCAAACAUGGACCCGGACGGCCGCCGCGAGAUGUGGGAGUUGCUGCUCAAGGUGCGCCGAUCCUGCUCCAUCUUCCUCACCACUCAGCACCUGGACGAAGCGGACGUUCUCGGCGAUCGAAUCGUCAUCAUGGCCCACGGACAGAUCAGGUGCGGCGGCUCGCCGACUUUCUUGAAGCACCGAUAUGGUGCGGGCUACCACAUGAAAAUCAACAAGCUUCACAGGUGCAACGUGCCAGCGAUCGAGGAGCUGUUGCACAAGUACGCGCCCAAGGCUAAGCUGCAGAGCAACUCGGACAACGAGGCGGUCUUCAUCUUGGGGCAGAUCAUCGCGACGCGGAAGCUCGUCAACAUGUUCAAGGCUCUCGAGAACCGCAGUGCCGAGCUCGGCAUCGCCUCUGUGGGCAUGACGGUGACCUCCCUGGAGGACGUGUUGGUGCGGGUGGCCGAAGAGCAGCACAUCCACCGCAAGGCCCACAACCUGGGGCCCGUGGCAAGCGAGGAGCCCUCGCUCGUCGAUGGCAAGCUGUCCGUCAUCCGGAUCAUGGCCAGCGCCACGUCCACGGAACCCUCGGCCUUGUCGUGUGUCUGCGCCGUGCUUCACAAGCGAGCCACGUACAUGUGGCGCGAGAAGAAGAUGCCCCUGUUCAGCUGGAUGCUGCCGCCACUCCUGCUCCUGCUGCUCUUCUUCCUCGAGGACGUGGGCCUACGCGGAAGCGGCUACGACGUCGAGCACGAAGGCGGACGCGUCGGGUACACCUUCCCCGAAGUGAUCGGAACCGCCCAGGGUUUCUACGCCGUGGAAACGGACAAGUCGUUCACCGACAAGUGGCUGCGCCCGUUGACCAGCGACGCGAGCGAGUACAUCAUGGAAGAAGAGGACGCGUCCACCGACCUCACGAAAUAUCUCCUCGACAUCGCCAAGGACACGUUGCGCAAAUAUGUCUUCAACAUGCACUUCGGCGUGCAGACGACCAAGCGUAAAGGGAAUGUGCUCUGGUACAACGGUCAGAUCCAGCACACGGCGCCCCUGGUGGUGACGCUUUACAACAUGGCGCGGCUCCGGAACGUCACCAAGGUGGCCGCGGCCAGCCUCACCUUCGAACUGUCGGCGCGCGGCUCGGAGGAACUCCACGCGGCGGCGGGAAGCGGGACCGGCGUCCUCGAGGAGGACAUCCGCAGCCAGAACACGUACCGCACCCUCCUGCCCAAGGUCCUGCGUUCCAUCUUCUUCCCCCUCGUGACCAGCCUCAUGUGCAGCAAUUUCGUCAUCUUCCCGACCGCCGAGAGGACGCUCAAGGUGAAGCACCUGCACCUGAUCGCCGGCAUGGGCCCCGUGCUCUACUGGCUCACGAACUACGCCUUCGACUUCAUGUUCUACAUGGGCACGGCGCUGAUAGUGCUGCUUCCGCUGCCACUCGUCCCCCACACGACGUUAUCCACCGAAGACUUCCAGCUGAUCUUCCUGCUCAACCUGCUACACGGCUACGCUGCUCUACCGGCAAUCUACAUCUGCUCCUUCGUGUUCGACAGCCCCAUCGUAGCAUACUCGCAGCUGGUCAUCUUCACGUUCAUCAUCUCUUCGGGAGGUUCCUUGGCCGCGGUGUUCAUGGAGCACUACGGCGAGGAUCUCAACAACGCCUUGCUGACCACGGCCAUCGAAGUGACGCUGCAGGUGCUGAGGCUGCUGCCCUCGCAGUCCUACUCUCGCGGCAUGACCAAGAUCCUCCAGCUGGCCAGGGAGAACGGGCUGUGUCGCCGAGGUGGACUGCAGCUCGAAAGCCGCUGCCACACCAAGCAGGCACAGGGCCGACUGUCCCUGCUGCAGUGCUGCUUGCACCUCCACACGCCGGACCCGUCCGAGUACAUCAUCCACCCGCUGGACGUGAGCCCGUACUCCGCCUUCUACGAGUUCCUCACGCUCUCCAUCGAGGGAGUGGUGCUGUUCGUGCUCCUGGUGUGCAUCGAGGUGUGGCUCCCCUGGGUGGACAAGUCGCUGAGCGCGCGUAGCACCAGUGUCCACCGGGAGAGAUACCCAGAGGCCAAGCCUUCCCACGCCGUGGGGAAGGCGCUGACUGGCACCAAGAAGAAGCCGGAAGACACGGACGUGACGAUUGAGAACAAGCUGAUCGUGGGGCUCGUGAAAAAUCCGACGGCGACGCCCGCAUCGGGACCUCUCAUGGUGGUGAAUCGCCUCUUCAGGUCCUACGGCUACGUCGAGAGCAAUCCCGUGCUGCAGGGGUUGAGCUUCACCGUGCACUCCGGCGAGUGCUUCGGCCUGCUGGGCGUUAACGGCGUGGGAAAGACCACCACCUUCCGCGUGCUGGCGAGCGACAUUCUGCCGCACGACGGGGACGCCCUGAUCUCCGGCUUCUCCGUCGUCAAUGACACGCACAUGUAUCGGCGCUACGUCGGCUACUGCCCGCAGCGAGACGGCGUGCUCGACAUGCUGACUGGCACCGAGACGCUGCAGUUGUUCGGGCACCUCAAGGGCAUCGCCGUCACGCCGCAGUACCUGCACGUGUUGCUGCACAUCUUCCGCCUGCAGGAGAUCGCCGAACAGCUCGUCAUCACAUUCAGUGCUGGCAACCGGCGGAAGCUCUCCCUCUGCGUCUCGGUGAUGGGAAUGCCCCGGAUGCUGCUACUGGACGAGCCUUACGCCACAAUAGCACCGGCAGCGCGAAAGCGCAUCGUCAACUACAUCAACGCCCUGCAGCAAGUCAGCAAGAUGUCUAUACUGCUCAGCUCGCACAGCCUGUCGGACGUCGAAUUCCUGUGCAACCGGAUCGCCAUCAUGGGCGAAGGGCGUCUCCAGUGCCUCGGCUCGCUCGCGCACCUCAAGGAGAAGUUCGGCAAGGGCUACACCAUCAGCGUCAAGACGUACCCUGACAAGAAGCAGGACUUCGGGUACCAGCAGGACGUCGCCGAAGCGGUGUGCAAGGCCUUCCCGGAAGCCGAGAUGGUGCACACUUGCGAGGGUCUCCUGGAGUUCCGCAUGUCGCGGGUGCAGAUGCAGUGGAGCGAGAUGUUCACGCGCAUGGCGCGCAUCAAGCAGCGCUUCAAGCUGCAGGACUUCUUCAUCACGGACACCUCGCUCGAGCAGAUCUUCACGAGCGUGACGCGGAAGGAGGCGUUCGAGGCUGCCGCCGCGGCCGCCGCCGCACCGGCAGCCACCGGCGCGCUGCCGCCCGUCCUGGGCACAACGCUGGGACUCUGAUGAAGGCGGCUGCGUGCCCCUCUGCCGUGUUGCGCGCACUCUCGCCUGGAGCGCCACGCGCAAGCGCUGUGUCCACGCGCCAGGAAGCUUGGCCGUGUGGGCUCCCGUCGGGUCGAACAGAUACAUUUGUCGGCUGACAUUAAAAGAAAACAAAGAAAAUACGAGCGGGCUUUCCGCGGAAUUACCACACUUCUCUGCCCGUACAUUCAAUCUUAACUAAACAGAUAACCGGCUCGUACAUCUUACAUACCAUGCUAUGCCAGCGCGGUUAGGAAAUUGCGAAGACAACUGAGCAACAAUGGACGAGCGUUCUUCUGUCGCCUUUGGCUCUUCGCGCUUUCCUAACCCUGAAUUCGCACCGACUCGCCCACUUCCCCGUGUGUUGAAGU
Molecule: messenger RNA, 5835 nt
Organism: Dermacentor albipictus
Lineage: Eukaryota; Metazoa; Arthropoda; Arachnida; Ixodida; Ixodidae
Product: phospholipid-transporting ATPase ABCA3-like
Biological process (GO): transmembrane transport; lipid transport
Cellular component (GO): intracellular membrane-bounded organelle; membrane
Molecular function (GO): ATP hydrolysis activity; ATP binding; lipid carrier activity
Source: RefSeq, a predicted model, not a curated record